ACUUUCUUCCUCCCUGUUGAGAUGGGCUCAGCCAAGAGCGUACCAGUCACUCCUGCGCGGCCUCCGCCGCACAACAAGCACCUGGCUCGAGUGGCGGACCCGCGUUCACCUAGUGCCGGCAUCCUGCGCACUCCCAUCCAGGUGGAGAGCUCUCCACAGCCAAACCUACCAGCAGGGGAGCAGCUGGAGGGCCCUAAUCAGGCUCAGGACUCAGAUCCCCGCUCUCCUACCCUUGGCAUUUCACGGACACCUAUGAAGACCAGCGGAGAGCUCCCGAGCCCACUGGUGAAACAGCUGAGUGAAGUAUUUGAAACCAAAGGCCCCAAAUCAAAUCUUCCCCCAGAGCCUAUUCUGCCCCUAGAGACACCUUCAUCUUCUGAGUUGGACUUGCCUCUGGGCACCCAGUUUUCCCUUGAGGACCAGUUGCCACAUGGGAGCCAGGCUGAGCUUCCCUCCAAGCAGGUAUUUUCCGAGGAAGAAACAGGACAGCCCUCAGAAACCCUUAUGGCCAGCCAGGACUCAGACAAGUCCAUGAGAGAUCCUGAGACGCCCCGAUCUUCAGGUUCUAAGUGCAAUAGACGGAAACCAAAGGGCAAGGUACUAGGGAGAUCUCCCCUCACCGUCCUGCAGGAUGACAACUCCCCUGGGACUCUGACGCCACGACAGGGUAAGCGGCCUUCCCCACUGAGUGAAAAUGUUAGGGAGCUAAAAGAAGGAGCCAUUCUGGGAACUGGACGCCUUCUGAGAACUGGAGGACAAGCAUGGGAGCAAGGCCAGGAUCAUGACAAGGAAAACCAGCACUUUGCCUUGGUAGAGAGCUAGGCCAUGCGUGGCCGCAGCCCAGGCUUCACCAAGGGUCUAGUGAUAUUCUAGUCCUCUCACCCCUUCUUUCCCUGGGGGACUGGAAAGGCUCAUUUUCUUUAA
This is a messenger RNA of Pteronotus mesoamericanus, 924 nucleotides long. It is a transcript of the gene CDCA3, whose product is annotated as cell division cycle associated 3. The transcript has 5 exons. The record is from RefSeq and is a predicted model, not a curated record. The coding region runs from base 22 to 822 and encodes 266 amino acids. Lineage: Eukaryota; Metazoa; Chordata; Mammalia; Chiroptera; Mormoopidae.